Molecule: messenger RNA, 222 nt
Organism: Funneliformis caledonium
Lineage: Eukaryota; Fungi; Glomeromycota; Glomeromycetes; Glomerales; Glomeraceae
Source: the annotation of a GenBank genome assembly
AUGCCACAUCCAACAAAAUGUCAAAAAUAUCUAAAAAAAAUUUGUAAAACAAAAAAAGCUAAGCGUCAGUAUACCAGAAGCUAUGAUAAUAUUGAAGAUCCUGACAAUGAUAAUAUUUCUUUUUAUGAUGAUAAUUUUUCCAUUCAUGAUGAGCCAAUAGAAAAUGAUAAUGUCAUAAGCAUUGUAAAAAAACUACAAGAAGCGGCAAAAAAGUAUCAUUAG